Messenger RNA from Caenorhabditis remanei, 681 nucleotides. RefSeq lists its product as uncharacterized. Bases 1 to 681 code for a protein of 226 amino acids. The record is from RefSeq and is a predicted model, not a curated record. The transcript has 6 exons. Lineage: Eukaryota; Metazoa; Nematoda; Chromadorea; Rhabditida; Rhabditidae.
AUGAGAAUUCCGUUUGCAGUCGGUCUCGUUUUCAUUGUACUCUAUAUUUCAUAUAAAACCUCUGAAAGAUACAAUGUCAUCGGAUAUACUUCUAAAUUCAUUUCUGAAAAAUUUGGAGUUUCUCAGAAUUCUGGAAACUAUUCCUCAUUUUUCGACCUAAAAUUCAGAUUGCCGGAGGCUUUGAGAAAUAUUAUUUUGGAAUUGGAAGGUGGAGAUGCUGCGGAGAAUGGGACAGUUGUGUUAGUGACACCUGAAGAUUUCAAAACGACAGUAGUGAAAGUAGCAAAUGGGACUAUUGUGAAAGAAAAACUAAAAACCGCUCUUCAAGAUGUCUGCCAAUGUUACGAAGGCAAUUGUGCAUGCUGCGUGAUAGUCGAUAUCCCAGAUUUCAGCCAUUCAGUUUGUGUAAAUGCCACGUACAAUCCAAAGUUAAUUGGUUUGGAUUUGGCAAUUGGAUUUGAUGGUCACUACUUCAUGCAAGAUAUUAGCCUUCGAAACCCUCCUCCGUUCUGCUUCUCCCUUCCAAUUCCUGGAGCUGAUCCUCAGAUGUGUGUGGCCUUCAAGAAUAUGGACGUAGAUCAAAAAGCGGAAGUUCUGACAGGAUGCAUCGAACUAGACAUCGACUUCUUUCAUUUGAGACUAAUCAAUAUUGAUUUGGGAUGUUUUAAAAUGCCAAUUUAG